Molecule: messenger RNA, 378 nt
Organism: Hymenoscyphus albidus
Lineage: Eukaryota; Fungi; Ascomycota; Leotiomycetes; Helotiales; Helotiaceae
Source: the annotation of a GenBank genome assembly
AUGUUGAUACCCAACGUCUUCACAGCUGCCGCCAUUCUUUCCGCCUUGGUUGCUGGAAUUCCUAUCCCAGCAAAUCAUGAACUAAGCCAACAAACCCUCUCAAAAGGAAUCGAUCCAAAAAAGAACCUUGACCUCUCAAAAAGGGCGAGACCGGGUCCAACUACUGCAGCGAAAAAGUUAAUCGUAUACAUCUCCCCCUACGGCCCUGACAAGAAGCAUCCCGAUGAAGUAUAUGCCGAUAUGAUGCGCGAACGGAUGAGACAAAAAGACAUGGAGAGAGAGGCACUGGAGAGAGAGGCACUGGAGAGCCAGAAAUUCAAAAUACCCGACCCCUCCUCGCGGGCUGCAGCAUUCGGACCACCUCCAAGGAAGAACUAA